AUGAACUCUCUUAUGACUUUGACACCUCGUCCUGAUACCACCGAUCAUCCGAGUUCCUUCACAAUCCUUGAGGACAAUCGCAUUGCGCUUGACGGUCUCACCGAAAGCGAUACCGACUCGUCUGCGGCUUCGACCCCGGAUCGGAACCCGGCUGGCCUAGCCCAUAUUCGCGCCCUGCAGGAGACGUGCGUCAACGUUAUCCAGAGCCACAAGAGCACCAACAUUCCUGCCGACUACCAAACGUCACUCCCCGAGUCGUCUCCCACUUCUCUCACGGUCAGCUUUGGAAAGCUUCGCAUCGCGAGCUUUGGGACACCCAAGGAACACUGCGCCCCUAGCGCCGACGCCGAUAAACCCCACGACAUCUGGUCCCCUUUGUCAGCCAGGAGACUCCCACCACGUCCAGCCAUCGGCCUUGAAACUUUCGAUCCCCCGAGAGAGGAGCAGUGCGAGAUUGCUGUGGUUAGCCCCUACCCGAACGCAGCUGGAAUUGACUCUCCUACUACUUUUGCCGAGCCACUUCAGCCAAUUGUAGAGGAGAUUCCGCUUGGCGAGAAGAAGCAGCCAAGCAAGACCGUUGCUGGUUUCCAAGAUCACCCAUUGAUGCAACUGCCGGCUUGUCUUCCUGGCAUCGAGGACCAAGUCGCCAAACUUCAGGCAGGUCAGUACGAGUACAGCAUCUCGUAUCCGCCGACGUUGCAGCCCGAUCGCAAUAUUGACGCCGACGAGAACGAGAGCCCUCCUCGCUCGGGCGACAAGAAGAUUGCCUACGGCUGCAACCCCGCGCGACGAAAUGCAGUGUCCAAGGCCGCUCUCCGCAAAGGAAUUCACAUGACUAACACCAUUACUAUGAUAGCUUCCCCGUUAGAGCAUGAAGUGCUGAUCCGAGAGGAGCCCAAGGUCUUGAUCGAUCAGCUAAAGGACACUGUGACUGAGGUUGCGCAAGUCCAGGCUCCCCCUUCGCCAUUACAAUCAAGCGGCGCAAGCCCAAGCGUAAAAACGAUGCACUCACCAGCAUCCGUAAAUGGAUUUUCCAAGUCGGUGACUCCGAGCCCGGUGGCUCCGAGGAUUCUCAACAUUGAGGAUUCGUUGGAAGCACUUGAUCGCCUCGAGGAAGAGCUGGAGGCCGUGAAUGCUGUGACGCACCUCGGACGAGUUCACUCCCCUGAAAUCCCCCCACUUGGCCGAAGCCCAAAUCGCGCAUCGCUGAAGCCUCCACAACCGGCGCCCCGAACCCCAGCGCCAGCGGUCAAGCGGCCUCGCAGCAGCCUUUAUGCCGCAACCGUUCGAGUCAAGUCUACCAGUUCCCCCAAAACGGGAUCGGGCCGGUCGAGAUCAAUGUCACUGGGUGCCGAAGAUCAUGAGAGUCCAAAGCUCGCAACAGCGGGCGCCCCUUCAAAUUCACCAGCAAGGAAACCGAUUCCUCGGCCUGCCAGUCUUGCGCCUCCUAAGCCAUUGGUCAAGUCGAACAGGCCGCGCACCGUUCCAACGUUUGAGCUGCCCGGAGAAGCUGUCGCUAGGCGACUGAAGGAACAGAAAGAAGCCCGCCUCUCGAUGCAGGUCGAUGUUGGGAAGUCGCCCCAGGUUGCACGAACUUCUACACCACAACGCUCUAGAUCCACGCGGGUUCUUCCUCGGCCCACGUUCGAGUUGCCUGGAGAGGCAAUCUCCCGCCGCAAGAAGGAACAGCGGGAGGCUAAGCUCCGAGCGCAAGAGGAAGAAGAGCGGAAGCGGCGCGAAUUCAAGGCGCGUCCUAUCAAGGCAAGCCUCGGACAGCCAAGCACGGCGCCUCGUGAGACUAUUGCUAGCCGCGCCCGACAGGCUAAGGUGGCGCAGGAGGAGAACGCUGGGACUACAGGCGCCAGCCUGAAGCGGCUCUCACUCGCCACGGCUCCCUCAUCUCUCACGGGAUCGCCGCAGUCUCGUGGACGGACCACUGCCACAUCACCUUCCCAGGUGAGCCGUGCGACAUCGGUUUCCGCUGGCAGCGUCAGCGGAAGUGGUAAGAGAAGCACUAUCUCUGCCGAAGACGCGGUGCAACAAAAACUUCGUGGAAAGGAGAUUCUCGCGCGGGACAACCGGUUCGCCAAUGACCGGGACCGGGAGCGGGCCGAGAGGGAGAUGUUGGCGAAGUUGGCGCGAGAGCAAGCUGCGGAGCGUUCACGACAGCUGAGUCGUGAAUGGGCCGAGAAGCAACGACGGAAAGCAGCCGCUGCAACCGCCGCACCCCGAUAA
This is a messenger RNA of Scedosporium apiospermum, 2235 nucleotides long. RefSeq lists its product as uncharacterized. The record is from RefSeq and is a predicted model, not a curated record. The coding region runs from base 1 to 2235 and encodes 744 amino acids. The transcript has 2 exons. NCBI's taxonomy places the organism in Eukaryota, Fungi, Ascomycota, Sordariomycetes, Microascales, Microascaceae.